This is a messenger RNA of Arabidopsis thaliana (thale cress), 1262 nucleotides long. Its product is annotated as F-box and associated interaction domains-containing protein. Lineage: Eukaryota; Viridiplantae; Streptophyta; Magnoliopsida; Brassicales; Brassicaceae. The transcript has a single exon. The record is from RefSeq and is marked reviewed. Bases 1 to 1122 code for a protein of 373 amino acids.
AUGGAGGGAAUUACAAGUUUCGAAAAUCUUCCUGAAGAACUAAAAAGGGAGAUUCUGUUACGGAUGUCUCCCAAUUCCCUUGUGACAUGUAGCCGCGUCUCGAAGAAAUUGGCAUCUAUGAUCCGUACGAAAAGCUUCAAAGAACUCUACUUGAGCCGAUCGAUGAGAUGCCCCCGAGUGUUGUUCGCCGCCAAUGGUACAAUAACACCUCAUGUGUUGUUUACCUCGUUUCAAGAAAAGGAGAAACCACUCUUGUCUUCUGGAGAACAACGGAUCAUCACCUCUCUUCAAGGAGAAUUUCUGUUUUCUCCACCCGUCCGUGGGUUGAUCUGCCUUGUAGAACGAGAAUCAGCUCGAAUUGUGAUAUGCAAUCCCGGUACGACAAAAUUUCUGGCUUUACCAAUCGUCGAAGCAGAUGAAACAACGAGGAUCAUAACUCAUUUAGGAUACGAUGAACAGAAGGAUGUAUUCAAGGUGUUAUGUACAAGGACAAAGCCCGAAACUCCACAUCUUGUUUUGACGGUGGGAUCGGGUAAAGAACCUUGGCGAGAGAUAGUAUGCAAAUUUCCGCACACAGUAAUUGGUGCUGGAGUAUUUUACAGAGGAACUUUAUACUAUCUUGCUGCUUUUCACUCGAAAAGUAUCAUAAUGACCUUCGACGUCAGGUCUGAAACUUUUAUGCCCAUUACAUCACCUGAUGGAGUCGAUUUGAAUCAAGGUUCCUGGAGACUUGUCAAUUACAGUCAACAGGGGGGAUUUGCGUUAGUGAAUGAAUCAAGAGGUUUCAUUUACCAAUCGAAUGGCGGCGAUGCUUAUCUUGAAACGUGGGUUUGGAAUGUCGAUACAAGAAAAUGGUCGAUGAACUCCAUCCUGAUUCGUAAAUGGAAAGAUUAUGCUCAAGACAAUGAAGAUUAUGACUACCGUUUCCGAGGAACCCAAGGAACAUACGAACUUGUUUUUGCACCAAUCAGGGUUAAAGAAGACGGAUCACUCACUGUCAUCUUAUACAAUACUGAUACACAAGCAUUCAGAAGAUCUAAGGUUCAAAUGAUGGGUGAAGGUCAUGAGUUUCGAUUUGUGGACACCUUCUUGGAUCAUGUUGAUAGUACUCUGCUUAUAUGAAGAUCAAGAGUUGGUCUGUAUUCAUUAAACUGGUUGGUUGCUCAAGCUAAAUAUUCUCUUUAAGUACUAGUACUAUGCUUAUUUAGUGGGAUUGUUCUUUCGUAUUCGCUUCUAUUGUCCUUGUUAAUCUUUAUUUAUGA